Molecule: messenger RNA, 5753 nt
Organism: Castor canadensis (American beaver)
Lineage: Eukaryota; Metazoa; Chordata; Mammalia; Rodentia; Castoridae
Gene: Ccdc9b
Product: coiled-coil domain containing 9B
Source: RefSeq, a predicted model, not a curated record
GCCCGGCACAGAGACGCACAGGGUGACUGGCGCCGCCCGUGGGACCUGGACAAGGCCAAACCCACGCUACAAGACCACAGCAAGUCCAUUGACAAGGGCCCAGCUGGGGGCAGCAGAAGGGGUCCCAGGACCCACCGGAAGCUACACCCUCCACCAUUGUCCCCUGAUGGAAAAGGUCAUGGUGGACAGCCUGGCAGACCCUCAGUGGUGCCGGUCACAGGCAGUAAAGCCCAGGGAAAGGAGAGGCUGACUGGCAGGGCCCGAAGGUGGGACCUGAAGGAAGACAAGGAAGAGCUGCAGAGUCAUGAGGGAAGCCAGAGCCCCACAAACACUCCCAGUGCCGAGGAAGAACAUGGGCAGAAGCAAAGAGAGACGGACCCAGGAAGACCAGAGAUGACCCCAGUCACCAAACCAGUCCUGGCAUCCCCAGAAGGGCUAAGAGAGGAGUCAGGAGCCUCAACAGCCAGUUCAGCCCCUGACUCUCCACAGAAACCUGACUUGGUGCCCCUUGACCUGUCUCUAGGAGGAGCCAGCAGCUCUAGGCCUAGAGAGAGUAUGUGUGUGCUCAGUCCAAGGCCUGGGGCCCAGGAAAGUCCGGUGUCCUGGCCAGAUGGUUCGGAGCAGCAGCCCCUGAGGUGGAAUGAUCACCAGUUUGGUCUGGAAGUCCAGACUUGUGCUGAGCCACAGAGAGAAGCAGGGGCCUCAGAGCCCAGAAAGGACAGGGAUGGCAAGGCAGGGGCCCAGCAGAGUCUGGCACCAAGAAGCAGGCACCACAGAGGAACAGGCCAAAGGGUGAGAGGCACAGGUGUGAGGAGCAGGACAGGGGGUCCUGGUCCUGCAGGAAGGUGCUGAGCCAAGCUAUGGCAGCUAGGGAGAGAGGCUGGGCAAAAGAAGGGGGAGAACUGCCAAGCAUCUUCUGUGUGAUUGGUGUCUGGUUACUGGUGAUUUGUGCCGUCUGGCUGAGCAAUGUGGCAAACUCUCCGGCAGGGCUACCUUAUGAAGACAAGAAGUGACUCUUUUCCUACACUCCUGUGCCCAUCCCUGUGCCCAUGAGGGUUUUCAUGUGCAGAAAUGGCCUUGGUUUUCUGCCAGGCUGGUAUCCCUGACUUGGGCCUACUGCUGCUCAGGGCGAGAACAAGACUUGACCCAGCACCUGAAUCUUUUCCUCUCCAUCAGCUCUCAAUGCCAGGCUCCCUCUCCAGCUGCAGGAUUCCUGCUCCUCAGAUGCACACAAUUUCAAAGCUGGCAUGGCCAAUUCAGGCCCAGGCCUUUCCUCAUGUUCCUGCCUUUUACCUGAGUGAGUCACAGUCCAGGACUCCCAGGAUGGCCAAGCCAGAGAGAAUUUUUAUAAUCACCUGCCAGCUUUCUGGCUCUCCUGAGAAGGUUGAGGCCCAGUGAAAGGGAGGUGUCACUGCUGGGAGGGACUAGGUUAGGAGGAGAAGUGAAAAGGAGGUAUCUGGAAAGGCCUCCUCUCUGAAAUGGGGAGACUCCUUCUGUCCCCAAGCAGGAUAAGAGUACACUAGCAGGCGGUCCCUUCCUCCACACCCAGGCCAGACACCACAUGUGCCUAGAAUGGAGACGAAGGCCUGACCCUGCAGCCCAGGGUCAUUUCCUGCCCUCUCCAACUUCCCUUUCCCCACCUCCCCCACACCAAGGCAAAAGCAAGGACUCAGACAGAGAUAAAGACUAGGAAACAGAGGAACAGUGGCUCCAGCUAAGUAUGGCAUCAGUACUGGUCUUUCCCACUUAGUCUCCGUUUCAGCCCCUCCCCUGAGGCCCCCGUCUGGUGAAUUAUCCAGACUCUGCACAAGCUGCACUUCCUUUCAAUUCAACAAACACUUCCUGAGCACCCUCCACCAGUAAUCCGGCCGGUGGGCGACAGUGACUCUGUCAGUGAGAGGGAAGGAGGAAACGCCUCAUCCAGCAGCUCCAGGCUGAACAGCAGGAUCUGUUCAUGGCUGCGGGUGCCUGGCUAAACUGGGGGCAGGAUGGCCGUAGGAACCCAGGAACUCAGGGGACCCACCCCACCUUGUACUCCUCUGUUUUCAUAUGACAAGUGCCCUUUGCUCCCAAGCCCUUGCCUGGGUCUCGCCAUGCCGCCCCUUCUGCCUACCUCCUCUCUGCAAGCUCUCCUCUGAGGCUCUAGGGAGAGUGCAGAUCAUACAUAGGCUGACCCCAUGGUUCCACGGGAGGCUUGAACUGUGGGCUUCAUUUGAGCUUCCUCACUGGCUCCUGGCCCUGCCCCGUCCCCCUAAUCAGGCAUCUCUUCAGCAGACUGUUUAAAAAAGUCUUCUCGUGCUUUCAUGUGGAGUUGUUCAGAUUCAAAUGUAGUAGGUCAGGAGGGCCUGAAAGCUUGCGUUUCUGGUAGGUCCAGGUGAGGGUGGGUUCCUGGACUGACCCUUUGAGUGGUUGGGAUCUAGACUAGAGUGUGUGGGGGGCCGGGGCUGAAGGCAGGCCCUUGACUCUAAGCCCCAGUUGCUGGCUAUGACAGCGGCUGGGGGAUAGGGUGGGACUUCCUGACUUCACAGUCAGGUGGGAAGAUGCUUCUGAGAACAGUGAGUGGUGGAGCCAAUUCCCCAUAGCGCACCAAGAGGAAGCUGGCCAGGGAUGCAGCAGGGAUUCCAUGGAACAGGUUCAGGAACAGCUCUUACUUCAGGUGUCUCCAUAUAUGAUUGGGAUCAAGAAUUUGAAUUCUGCGCUGGGGGUAGACCCCAUGCUCAGCUUGUGUAAAGGCCCAGAGUACAAUCCCCAGAAUGAGAGAAAUGAGAGAGAGAGAGAGAGAGAGAGACUCACAAUCUGUUUCUAAUCCCCCAAUGCUGCCAAAGUACAGAUGUGCCUUCCAUUAAGUGAUGUAGGCUGAGGCAUGUUUAACCUUGGGAUGAAGAUGUAGAGUUGGGCAGAGGUCUGGUUCAGCUCUUAUAAAGGGAUCUAAGCAGGAGGGAGAGCUGGACAGAAGGGCUGUGAGGACAUGGUGCUUCCCUGUGUGGGUAGCAUCCAAAAGGCUCUUGGGAGGAAGGUUAGUCUAGAGGUUGGAGAGAAUGGAGUAUGUUCAUGGCAGGCAAAUAACAAUGAGCUUUUCCAGAGAAAGGACAACUCUUCUCUGACAUAAGGGAAGUCACGGCUAUGGUGGCCAUCCCUCCUGCUCUAGCUUUGGAGCAGAAGCAAACUAUAGCUGGCACCCCACCACAGACCACGGGGCCACGAGAACUAGUUCUAUCUCUUCCUGUCUCCUUUGUCAAAAGGCUUCGUUGAUUGCCUCCCCGUUGGAAGGUCUUCAUUAAACAUAGCUAUCAGGGACCCAGAUCCAUGGCUGGAGCAGAUGAGAAAGGCGAGCACACAGGAAUAGGUAGGAGCUGGCAGGGAGAGGACAGGCAUCUUACCGAAGGUCUUGAAAUAAGGAGGGCAGAAGAGGCAGAAGCCUCUAUCCCAGGCCCUUCUUACCUUGGCAGAAGGGAAAAGCAGAUCAAGCUUCAACAAAGGCAGGAGUUUUGAUGACACGCCACAUGGUAGAACGGAACAAGCUAGGCCUUGGAAUCUGAGACUAAAUCUGAGCCCUAGGCCUGCCAUCUAUCAGCUGGGUGACUUUGGCCAACUUUAACCUCUGAGCCUCAGUCUCCUUAUGUGCAAAAUUAGGCUAGUAAUACCUCCCUUAGAGUAUGUAAGAUAUACCUCACACACAGUAGACACUCUGCACAGAAGGCACUUGGUGGAUAUAUUAAAUAAAUGAAGUGGCUGUUUGAUGUGAUCUGUGUCUGCUUUGUUUUCUAAGCUUCUUUUGCCUUCAUCUUCAUGAGGGUUCAAUGCUCUCUCAAGGAAAGGAGGGAUGAUUUGUAGUACUCAUCCAUACUCUAGGACAGUUAGCUUCUUUUAAUCCCCCUGGGUGGUCUAGUAGAGUUGAAAGCUUCACAAAAUGUGCCUGUUUUUAUAGGGAGUGUUCUCUGCCUUUACCCACUGGCUCAGUCAAUUUUCUGCAAGCUGGGUCUCAAACUCAGAUGGUUCCUCUUUUCUUUGGUUUAUCUCAGGAGCAAUCUCACAAAUUCACCCCAUAGUUUUUGUUUCUUUUUUCUCUUUGCUGGUACUAGGUUUUGAACUCAGGGCUUUCUAGGCAGAUGUUCUACCACCUGAGCCACGCCUACAGACCAACAGUUUUUAUUUCUUUAAUAUUUUCCCCAGAAACCAACCCUGUGUGGCGUGUGUGCUCAGAGUUAACUUCUGCCACCUGAGCAGGCAACCUGACUGCAUUUUCUUAUGGUCAAGGGACGGGCAGCUGGAGAUCCUGGAAGCAGGGGUCCACACUUCUAACAAGGUGCAAGUUUGGAAGGUCUGACCACUAGUCAACUCCAGCCCUGACCCUGGCCUCCGGGGCAGGAACAACAGGAAGAGAUGGUACUAGUCCCUAAAAAGCACCAAGAAUAUGGCAAAAUCUCUAUGGCCAUAUGUACUUCCUUUGGGGAUUAACAAGGAGAGGGUGUUUAGAGAAUAGGAAAAACUAAAGAUGCCAUUUCUCUUCUGUCUCUUAUGUCAUUUAUCAGUGUCCACAGACCCCACCAUCACCUCCUUCUGAGCUGGGUUUAUCAGGGCUCAUGAGGACGGGCUGACAGGUUGACCACUACAUCCUUGCAGAGGGAGAGCUAAGGACUGGGGAAGGCAGUGAGAGGAGCCAGCAGAACGCUUGGCAUGGAGGCUGCUUUCUCUCAACAAGUCUGCUAGGCCUACGUCACAGCCCUCAUUAAGCAGCAUCCACUUGACGCCGGGGGAAUGAAAUAGCACAGACCUGGCACCAGAAAGAACAAAUGUGAUACCCACUGCUCCUUUUAAGGACUGGCUUGAGAAGCAGCAGGCCCCAGGGCAGGAGGUGAAACAAACACACCAGUACCUUUGAAGGAGAGGGAGGGGGGACUCUCAGGCCUGCCUCCUUCUUAACAAGCUCUCCAGGGCAAGUUCUCCUGAAACUGUCAAAAAUAUUGGACAAUGUAGGCUUUUUCCCUUCUUUUACAAUCUCUGGGGACAUAGUGUUUUCUCUUCCCCUAGCAGGGCAGCUGGCUUCAAUGAAGCAAAAGGGGUCAAAAGUCACCUUGAUAACCAGCUGUCAAAACAGAAAUAUCCUAACCCUAAGUUAGAAAAUCAGAGGGAAAAAGGCUGGGCUGGUGGUUCCCGACUUCAGCACACAGCAGAAUCACCUGGAAGGCUGGCUCAACAGGGCCCGACUCCACUUCCCUCCAAGCUCGCGCAGUUGAUCUGGGAUGGUUAAGGUCACAGUUCCCAGUUGAUGCUGUUGGUCUGGAAGCAGUGUCUUGUUCACUACCUGCUCCUUCACGUUUCUUUCCCUGCAUCAUUUUUCCCCAAAAGGACAGAUAUUAUUCUGAACAUCUCCAAGCCCUUUCACAUUUAUUACCUCUAUUUGCUCUCAUGAAGACCCAUUUGGGUGGCAGGAGAGAGAGGGAGAGAGAGGUCAAAUUCCUAACCAAUGCCACUGUUGAGUCUCCAGGUUUCCUCUCUUCUGGUUCAGGGACCCUUUCUGAGAAGACACUGCAUCCCUACUCAGGUCCUAGUGAUGCUCAGUGGCCUACAGCUAAGUAACUGGUUGCCGUUACUCAACACUGCCCAGGCUGCCAGCAGGGAGCUGAGGGGACAGAUGGUCUCCAGAACUGACACAAAUUAGGGGACACCUUCACUAAGACAGUGAGCUUUAGGGAUGGUGGAGUGGCUCAAGUGGUAGAACACCUGCCUAACAAGAGUGAGCCCUGAGUUCA